AGUCAUUUAAGAGAAUGCUAGUAAGUCUCUAAAAUUCAAUCCAAGUUAGAGAUGAUUGAGUGAGGAUGAUUUGAAAAAUCAGGUACCCUGCAUAGAUAUGAAUGAAAUAUCAUUAGACUUUCAGCUUGAUGAAAGUGAAAAUGAAUCUGGAAUAAUUCAAGGCUUUAGAGCCUUGCUUCUGAAAUGUGAAGAAUCAAAUAUUGGGAAAGAAGUUUUAAGAGAAGAAGGUGGAUUGGACAUUUUGGUAGAAUAUCUACUAGACAUCGAAAGGCCCAAGAUUAUUCAACAUGCUUCAAAACUCUUAGCUUUUGUCAUUGAUGGAAACACUUGCAAUCAAUCUUAUUUGACAAGGAAAGAAGUUGUACAUGCCAUCAAGUUGAUUUUUGAGAAGAUAAACUUUUUGCCGACUCUGAAGUGUACUGUAGUACUUGCUUCAAUGAUGUUAUCUCAAAAUAGUGCCGCACAGAAUCUUUUUUUUGAAGAAGGAUGCAUUGAAGCACUAAUACAGCUAUAUAAAAAAUAUUUACCUGUGAAAAACUCUGAAAAUUGCUAUCCUGACUCAAAUUGUAUUGAAAAUCAUUCUGAUAUUUGGCUGUGUUUAAACAGUGCUUUAUGUUUAGCAGUGAAUAAUCCAAUGAAUGAAAACAACCAGCUGUUAUGUGCUACUCUUUUCCUAGUAUCUCUUGGAAUAUUUGAAGAGUUUUUCAACUCAGAGUAUAUUGAUUCAGUGUCAUCAUUUCUUACUGUAUGUAUUGCAAACAAUUUGCAAAACCAAGAUGCAUUUGCAGAAUUUAAUGGUGUACUCAUUCUAAAGCACAGUUUGGAAAAACAUUUUCAGUCUCUUCACUUGUCUGAGAAUUCUUGUAUCUAUGACGUAAACAAAGUAACUUUAGAAAACAUAAAAGGCAUCAUUAGAAUCAUUUGUGUCACAUCUUUACAACAUGAAAGUAAUUCAAAAUUGUUUGGAAAACUUGGAGUUGUGUCCCUGUUGAUGAAAAUUCUGUCUGUUGAUUCUUUAGAUGAUCACCUAUUAGACAAAACUUUGCUAGCUCUUUACCAUAUCAUUCAUGCUUACAGUUUAAAUAAAAUCUACUUGAUGCAAGGUGGGAAUUACCAAAUAUUGCUGAAAAAGAAAUUGACUGUAGUUGAUCAUGAAUUAAAACUUGCUCUUGACUGCUUGAUUGAAAUUUGUUUAACUAAUGACAAUACACUUUUAGAUGAUGAAAUUAGAAAUGAAGAGGAUGAAUCUAACAGCGAUAAAGACUUUCUUUGUUUGUUUGAUAAGAACAAGAAAACAGUGGUGAAUCCAGUCUCUGAAUUAAGAAACAAUAAUAGAACAUUUGAUUUUUAUGAAAAUAAUAAAUUAGAUGCCGAAUUGUUGUCAAACAGUGAACAUGAAAAAUCAGAUUUUUCUUAUUUACCAAUUUAUGAAAUUCUGAAAAAAUGCAUCAUUGAUUUACAAAACUGCAAACAGCUUGUGGAUGAAUUUUGGUGGAAUCAGAAAUGUGACCGUUUACAUUCGGAAUACUAUUUUUCUCCUCAAAAUAAGAAGGUUCAAUCUGCAAUGAAUGUAAGUAGAUGCAGUGAAAAUAUUGAUGAUUUAAAUUAUGCAAAUCAACUUCAUAUUAAAGAUAUUAUUUGUCCUAAAGUACCAGAAUUACUCUGUGAAGGAUCAUGUAUUGACAAACUCCAUUCUGAAUCUAUUUCAAAGAACAAAAGUAAAAUUACCUCUUUACAGUGUGAUAACUUUGAUUGCAGUACAACUCAAAAUAGAGAAAAGCAAAUUAGACAAUUCUUGUCAGACAAAGACUCACCAGAAAAAGAGAAAGAAAGUUUUAUUAACAACUAUUUUAGUUUCAAACCUAUUCACUCAUUCUUUUCUGAACAAUGCAAUACUAAAAAUGAAAAAUAUUUUAAGAAAAUCAAAGCUGUGAAAUUACAUGAUGGCAAUCAUGGAAAAUGUAACAUUGAUUUAAAUAAUUUCAUGGAUUUUUCAUCCUAUGAAAGUACAAGAAAAGGAAUGACUGAACAAAAAUCAUGUUCUGAUUGUGAAAUCUCCACAACUUCUGAAUGCAAAUUGAAUAAUUCCGUAGAAAAUUUUUGUACAUCAACAACUAAACCUUCUUUUAUGAAACAGUGGGAUAACUUGAGCGAUCCUUGUUUUUUAGAAGCUAAAUCAAAACAAUGUCUGGAAAAUGUAGCCGAAAAUAGCAGAUGGGCCAAAAAUGAUUCAACUCUUUCUAAAACGGGAAAGAAAAGUAUAAAGAAACUGAAAGGUUUAAAAGGAAAAAAAGGAUCUCGGGAUAAUUUUGUUGAAGUGCUUUGCCUAGGAGACUCGACUGAUCAGCUAACAACCUCAACUGAAAUGAUGCAAGUUUUUCCGAAAACUUUGUUGCCUUGAGUGUUGCUUUAAUAUUUAUUUAUAACAUUGAAACAUAAAAUCUUUAA
Uloborus diversus is the source of this 2448-nucleotide messenger RNA. RefSeq lists its product as uncharacterized. Bases 98 to 2401 code for a protein of 767 amino acids. The transcript is spliced from 15 exons. Gene Ontology annotation, biological process: homologous chromosome pairing at meiosis; meiotic attachment of telomere to nuclear envelope. The record is from RefSeq and is a predicted model, not a curated record. NCBI's taxonomy places the organism in Eukaryota, Metazoa, Arthropoda, Arachnida, Araneae, Uloboridae.